Dama dama (fallow deer) is the source of this 2885-nucleotide messenger RNA. RefSeq names its product zinc finger protein 829-like. Gene Ontology annotation, biological process: regulation of transcription by RNA polymerase II. Lineage: Eukaryota; Metazoa; Chordata; Mammalia; Artiodactyla; Cervidae. The transcript has a single exon. Bases 138 to 1106 code for a protein of 322 amino acids. Gene Ontology annotation, molecular function: DNA-binding transcription factor activity, RNA polymerase II-specific; RNA polymerase II cis-regulatory region sequence-specific DNA binding. The record is from RefSeq and is a predicted model, not a curated record.
CUCCUUAUCAUAAAGUCAGAUAUGAUCAGAAGACACUUGUUGUGAAUAAUGAAAGAUAAUCCAGUGGUUUUUGAAGCUCUUCGAAGAACUGGGAACAAAGACCAGAUACAUUUUUUUAUAUCACAAAUCUGGAAUCCAUGUGUGAGACCAAGUUAUUAUCUCUAAAGAAGAGACAUUUUAGUCAAAUAAUAUUUACCCAUGAAGACCUACCCACUUUUUUUCAGCCCACAUUUCUCAUUCCACAUCAAGAAACUAUUAAUGAAGAGAAAUCCUGUGAAUGUAAAAUAUGUGGAAAGGCCUUUAAUCAAAACUCACAGUUUAUUCAACAUCAAAGAAUUCGUUCUGCUGAAAAAAAUUAUGAAUGUAAGGAGUGUGGGAAAUCCUUUAGUUGUGGCUCACUUGUUACUCGACAUCAGAGGAUUCACACUGGUGAAAAACCCUAUGAAUGUAAAGAAUGUGGCAAGGCUUUUAGUUGUAGUUCGUAUUUUUCUCAACAUCAGAGGAUUCACACUGGUGAGAAACCCUAUGAAUGUAAGGAAUGUGGAAAGGCCUUUAAUUAUUGCUCAAACCUUAAUGAUCAUCAGAGAAUUCACACUGGUGAAAAACCCUAUGAAUGUAAAGUAUGUGGAAAAGCCUUUACUAAGAGUUCACAACUUUUUCCACACCUGAGAAUUCAUACUGGUGAGAAACCUUAUGAAUGUAAGGAAUGUGGGAAAACCUUUACUCAACAGUCAAGGCUUAUUCAACAUCACAGAAUGCACACUGGUGAGAAACCUUAUGAGUGUAAGGAAUGUGGGAAGGCCUUUAGUAGUGCCUCAACACUUACCAACCCUCACAGAAUUCACACUGGCAAGAAACUCUAUGAAUGUAAAGAAUGUGGAAAGGCCUUUAUUCAGAGCUCUGAACUUAUUCAACAUCAGAGAAUCCAUACAGAUGAAAAACCAUAUGAAUGUAAUGAGUGUGGAAAGGCUUUUAAUAAAGGCUCAAACCUUACUCGUCAUCAAAGAAUUCACACUGGUGAGAAACCUUAUGACUGCAAAGAAUGUGGAAAGUCCUUUGGUAGUCGCUCUAACCUCAUCCGCCAUGAAGGAACUCAUAAUGGAUAAGUGAUAGUUCCUUUUGAUAAACUUGAUAGUAAUAUUUUUAAAACAAGUGAUGCAAAAAAAAAAAAAAAAAAAAGCAAGGAAAAAAAACUGAAGGUUCUUCUGUGUAAUAGUUUCCUAGGGCUGCUGUAAUGAAGUACCAAGUACCACAAAACAAGGUGGAUUAAAACAACAGAACUUAUUCUCUCAUAGUUUUUGAGACUUGAAACCCAAAAUCAAAGUUGUUGGCAAGUUUGGUUCCUUCCAGGGACUCAGGAAGAAUCUGUUCCACACCCUUCUCCUAGCUUCUUAUAGCAGCAAUUUUUGACAUGCCUAGGCUUAUAGAAGCAUUGCUGCUAUCUCUGCCUCCAUCUUCACACUACGUUCUCUGUGUGUCUCUGCAUCUGUUCUGUUGUACAGACACAGGUCAUAUUGGAUUAGGGCUCACAGUAAGGACCUCAUCUUAACUUGAUUUUAUCUGCAAAGACCUUAUUUCCAGGUACUAUCACAUUAACAUACCAGGGGUUUGGACUUCCAACAUAGUUUAACCCGUUACACUGUUAACACUAUUUUUUCUAAUGUGUUUGUAAUUUUAUAGAUAACAUUAAUCAAAUGUAUUUUUUAAAUGUAUUUAAUAAUGUGAAUUCAAGGUCUAAAUUAAACCCCCUUUUCCCUCAAAAAAUUCUAUCCCCCAAAUUCUAUGUUUUAGGACCAUCUUUUCUAUUUUCGUGGCCUACAUAAUACUAUACUGUAAAUUGUGUUGCAUAGGCUGUCUUUGAAUUCAUGGUGGAAUUAUAAAUUUGUAUUUGAAGGCAGCUCUAUUCUUUUGUUAGGUUAAUAUUUUCUUGUUGUUAAAAAAACGGGGCACAAAGAAAAAAAGAUUUAUAAGCCUGUGAAACAGAAAUGACUUCUUUCAGAUUAUCAUAGUAUAUCCUUGCAGGCUUUACUUAAUGUAAUCAUGACAUACAUGUUGUACCAUAACCUGCUUUUAUGCUACUGUUUAAGUAAAGGUGUUUAUGUAUUAUUAUUUUUAACGGUGUCAUAAUCUUUUCUGUGGUUGAUUCUCAUUUUGCUAAAUAACUACUGAUAAACAUUUUGGUGCCUGUUUAAACUUUUGCAGUUAUAGAAGUUGCAUUCUAAAUGCAACUUUAGUACUUUUUUGUUUGAAAUUUCAAAACAUUUAAUUUCAAUGCUGAAAUAACUAAUGAAUAUUUUCUCCCUGUAAAAAAUUGCCAAUAAUCCCCAAUUCCCUCAUAAUCACUAUUAUGAACUUAUUUUUAUGCUUUGAAACCUUUUUAAAAAAGUUUUUUACAUGCAAAAAAAUAAAUAAAUAAAUAAAGCAAAUGAAAUAAGAGGGAGUCCAGCAGCCAGAAGGGAGCACUCUCACACCCUGUCACUUCAACUGCAGGUCCCACAGGGGCAAGGCUACUACAACACUACCUGGCAGAACAAAAGCAGAUUUUCUCCCCAUCUGGCAACAGCGCAGCCAGUGAGAAGCACCACACUCAGUUUCCUCCAAAGGGCUCUCUGUUCAUAACAGCUCCUCACACCCCCCUUCUCCUCCUUAAGUUUCCCCUCCUGUGUCCUCGGUGCUUGCCUGUGGUUCCCCAUGGGCUACAGGUCCUGAUUUGCAGUUGUUUGCUCCUCUGAAAUAAAUCCAUUUCCCUGAUAAAAUAACUGGUUGUUUUAAAUCAGUAAUACAAGUCCUGAAAGUGCAAAAAUCACAAUGCACAAAAAAUGGAGAUGCAAACCCAUGUGAGCUCCACCCCAUCAGGAUGGCACCAAGCAGCUCAGAGCCCUCCU